Molecule: messenger RNA, 358 nt
Organism: Notechis scutatus (mainland tiger snake)
Lineage: Eukaryota; Metazoa; Chordata; Lepidosauria; Squamata; Elapidae
Source: RefSeq, a predicted model, not a curated record
ACCUGGAGAUCGUUUGCUUGGCUGUCCAGCUGUACAGUGAGAUGGAUUUGGGAGUUUAUCGUCCACCUUUGUCCACAGGCUACCGGUCGGUGCCGUUGAAGAACAGCUACAGUGAGGAUCUGGAGUUGGCUUCUCUGCUGCUCCACAUUGAAAUCAUCAACGCCAAGGAAGAAGACGACGAGAACUUGUAUUCCUCCAUCCAGCAACUCCGGGACCGGGCGAACGAGCUCUCCAACCAGGUGUCCAACCUGGAGCACAGCAACAGUUGCGACGUGCGUUACCAGCAACAGCUGGAUGAGCUGAGGUUGGCUCAGGAGCAACUCAUGGAGCUGACCGAAGCACGCAAUAGGAAGUGAGU